This is a messenger RNA of Lethenteron reissneri (Far Eastern brook lamprey), 3117 nucleotides long. RefSeq names its product gastrokine-2-like. The record is from RefSeq and is a predicted model, not a curated record. Lineage: Eukaryota; Metazoa; Chordata; Hyperoartia; Petromyzontiformes; Petromyzontidae.
CUUGUGUAUAUAAGGAGACCUACCGAGAUCUGGUCUCACCAGGAGCAGCACGCACAGAGAGAGGAGGUCACUGACAGUCACUGAGAGCCCCUUCAGCAUCAUGGAGAAAGAUCGCAUCCUGGGUAGCGACAUCUCUUCGUCGUCCAGGUUCAGCCGCAAGUUCAUCAUCAUCUCCGCGACGCUGCUGCUGCUGAUCGUGGUGGUGGUGACGGCCGUGCUCCUGGGAGUCUUCAUUGGGGGCAAGAACGCAACAGAGCUCUAUAAGGUGAUCACGAAGGACAAAGAUGGGAAUCCCGAGGAGCAGACGGUGCAGGUGAACCCCCAAGAGAACAUCGCCACCUUCUACAUCCAGAACGGCAACGUCUCCUCCACCACGCUGCUCGACUACGGCAAGAACCUCGUGGUGAUGAGAACGAACGACCCGGGCGAGUGCUACGUGCGGAAACUUGGCGCCGAAGAUAUCCCGUCGCUCUCUAAGCUGAGAGACAGCCUCAAGAACCUCAACGGUCAGACGGUUCAGGAGAAGGACAACCCGGAGGCCUCCUCCUUCGUUCCGGGUCCAGAAAUCUUCGACCGAUCCCUGUUCGGCCGCAGCUCCGGCCUCCUCUGCCAGGACGUCAGAACAUUCUGGCUCGUCAAGGGCAACCCGACCACACGUGGGUGGUGGAGCAAAAUCAGGGACACCGCUAUCAAGGUGGUCAGCAUCAUCAACUGCAUCAGCAUCAUAUUUGGUUAACGAUGGACUCGGAGAGAAGGUGCUCUAACCAGGCCUGGCAAUGCCCCAACCACUCAGAUGCCAAUGUUCUAAUAAUCCUACCAACCAUAAGCCAAUAUCCAGUGACCCUACCAACCAGAGACCAAUUUCCAAUGACCUGACCACUCGGAAAUAAUUUUCCAAUCACCCGACCACCCCAGAAACAAAUGACCAAUGACUCAUCCAUCCUGUGUAAAUGGAAGGUUGACUCCAGAUUGAGGAGGCUAAAAACUGCAUGUUGGGAUGGAAAUUUUAAGUCUCAGGUGAUGAGGCAUGCAGGUGGAUUCACUUAAUGGCUGAAAAGGAAUGGGUAGCAGUGGCUUCAUCAUCAGUGCUAAAAAUCCAUGGAAUAACACAUAGGUCCAUAGACCCACAGAGAGACCCAUUUACUUACAAAAACCCAUAUACUUACACAGAGAUCCAUAGACCCACAGAGAGACCCAAUGAGAACCCUGAAUGCACUGCGAAUGGCUUCAUCGUUAGCGCUGUCUCUACCACAUGGGUGCACGCAUUAUCAUCGUCACCAUUGCACUUUUCCUUCACACUCCAGUCAUCAAUCCAUCUAUCUGCACAUGUUACGUGAUACGUGAAAUCCGAGGUUGAAAUAUAUUGCAUCCUCGAACCAUAUCAGUGGUGUAGUAACUUACAUUAUUAGUGGCGUAGUAACUUACAUUAUCAGUGGUGUAGUAACUACAUUAUCAGUGGCGUAGUAACUACAUUAUCAGUGGCGUAGUAACUACAUUUUCAAUGGCGUAGUAACUACAUUAUCAGUGGCGUAGUAACAACAUUAUCAGUGGCGUAGUAACGACAUUAUCAGUGGCGUAGUAACUACACUAUCAGUGGCGUAGUAACUACAUUAUCAGUGGCGUAGUAACUACAUUAUCAGUGGCGUAGUAACGACAUUAUCAGUGGCGUAGUAACUACAUUAUCAGUGGCGUAGUAACUAUAUUAUCAGUGGCGUAGUAACUACAUUAUCAGUGGCGUAGUAACUACAUUAUCAGUGGCGUAGUAACUACAUUAUCAGUGGCGUAGUAACUACAUUAUCAGUGGCGUAGUAACUACAUUAUCAGUGGCGUAGUAACGACAUUAUCAGUGGCGUAGUAACUACAUUAUCAGUGGCGUAGUAACGACAUUAUCAGUGGCGUAGUAACUACAUUAUCAGUGGCGUAGUAACUACAUUAUCAGUGGCGUAGUAACGACAUUAUCAGUGGCGUAGUAACUACAUUAUCAGUGGCGUAGUAACUACAUUAUCAGUGGCGUAGUAACGACAUCAUCCACUCAGGGGGAUGCAACAAUUGGUCAGGUGGGGACCUCCAAUAUUGGACGUGUCUCACAUGGCUGUUCUAUUUGGCGGCUCCUCUUGCCCUGACCACAUCGUCGUUACGCUCGCGGUUUCGAACAUUUAACGCUGUAGAGGGGCGCUCUGUCUUCGCAAGAAAUGCAGCCAUUACAGCUCCGUGUUACGUUACUGCUCUAAUAACAUUCAAAUCAAACGUGGGACGUAAUAUAAAAUCACUUUUCAUUAAAAAAAAAGAAUACAUUUAAACCGCGUUUUUGUUCCUUUACACUGUUGUUGAAAACAUAUCUCACGGCGGUUGUCAAGGGAGGCCCCAACUCGUAGCUUUGGCCUAGCACAUCUUGUUCCUGAUCCUGCCGAUUCCUCUGCCCACCCCGUCCACCACUGCGGUGGUCUCGCCAUGUGCCCGCAUCACGAGCUCGAGCGAGCGUGAGGAUAAGAUAAACUUUUAAAACUGACGCUUCUCGAACCGCAACAGCAUUUUCUGAAACUGCACCAGCACUGCCCCAGCCAAAUCAGGACGAACUGUGUUGUAAAUAUUUGGGGUAUUGUAAAUGUUGUGGGUUUACUCUGAAACACACCGGUGUGUUGAACUAGUAACGCAUUGGCGUGCUUUGUUUACGUGGCAAACCUUACCUAUUGACUGUGUCGGGUGGUGGCGGGUUUAAUGACACAUUUAUAUUUACGCGAUCUAAACAAACAAAAAAACUCUUAUUGACAGGACGAUUGAUUGGUAGCUCUUACUCAACGCGAUGCUAAGGAAUGAAACUGUCUGAUUUUUGGGCCAAUGGAUUAUAAGGACAUUGAGCAAUAGUAUGCCAGGCUAGCUAAUGAACGGGAUCGUUUUCCGUGUAUUUCCAAUGCUUAUGUUUGUUUUUACAUAUACAGAGGGCGUUUUUUUUAUCCUCACAGACUUUCUAUAUUGUUUUCCAAAUAUUAUAGGGUGGUUUGUUUUUCCAUUGCAGGAAUGCAUUGUCUGAAAACACAAGUGCACGUUAUAUAUGUACUCAAUUUAAUGACUCCGUAUUUUAAUAAAGAUAUUCCAUAGAGUGAUUGCAACUUUCAA